This is a messenger RNA of Sycon ciliatum, 8149 nucleotides long. RefSeq lists its product as uncharacterized. The record is from RefSeq and is a predicted model, not a curated record. Lineage: Eukaryota; Metazoa; Porifera; Calcarea; Leucosolenida; Sycettidae. The transcript has 7 exons. Bases 1027 to 5664 code for a protein of 1545 amino acids.
AGACGGAUACAGUAGCCUUCGCUCGCUCUUCGAGCAAAAGCCGCGGAGUGCAACCUGGCGUGCACUCGAGCAGGUGGUAGAGAGAUUCUAUAAUACUGUGUGGUCGGUGAAGAAAGAUUUCAGUUCACUUCUGGGUCACGUUGUGGAAGAUAGACGCGAGGCGGACUACUACUAACCUUACCCGUGUUGCCACUGCACUUGACGGUGGCUGGUACUCCUCCAUUGAUCUACCCGCGCUGCAAGGGCUACAUAAUCAUUGUUCUAGGUUCUCGUGUGCUGGAUCCCACGCACCGCUGAAGCUAGCCCGGCACGCUCGAUCCGGGAUUAUCGCCUGCCUUCAGCGAGGACAGAAGCCGAACCUACAUUGCCUUGCACAGUCGUAAAGCUGAUUUCCGCAUCAGUUUUACAUUCACCUGUUUCGGGUAUUCACCUGCUACAAACGAGCAUUCACCUGUUACCACCGGGCAGCAGCUCUCAGCCUCGUCUAGUAUUGUACUCACGGUAGUAUUGUAGCUCCAAGUAGACCUGCUACAUAUCCUUCUCUCGCUUUUGCAACUACCGAGCAACCAAGAGGCACAUACAACGGGCACUGGCAUUGGCGUUCCUGGUGGAUAGUAGUGACUGACGAGCUGGACAGGGUGCUGCUACCCAGUGUCCCUGAACAGUCUAUCCCUGCAUCCCCCUUCGCUGACCGAUUCGUCAGAUCUCAUUGUUGCCAUUCACGGACUAGCCACAGAAGCAGGUCCCGUUUCCCCUGCAGUCUGCUGAAGGUUCAGACAGGCUUGAAAUCAGUCCAAUAUUGUCAAAGCAUCAAAACGGAUCGAAACAGAGUAGUCGCACUGCACUGGCCAAAGCAAGAGGAAGCAUCCUGGGGAAAUCCGACCUUCAUAUUAUUGUGAACUGCAUUGCGCCGGGCAACAUGACACGGACACUAUGUCAUGCGAAGUCCUGGUGGUGACAAGAACAUUGUGUGCAUUAUAACUAUCAACCAACAAGGACCAAUACCUGAUCAUCCCCACAGCAAUCAUGUCAGUGUGGGCUGAUCCACAAGUGAAGCUGGUCCUGCGUGACGUCAGGGACAGGAUGUAUAACGACUGUGACAUACUGAGAAGUGACUGCAUGUCCAAGGAACUGGUCUCCAGGAGCCAGAGUGUCACGCUACGGUCUAUAACGAAUCCUCAAAUUCAACUGGAGCAUCUCAUCUCCAUGCUGGAAGCUGGCAAUGGACAGUCAUUUCAGAUUUUUGUGGAAAUCCUCAAGGAACAUAUUGUGGUAGGCCAAGAGGAUAUUUACAAGAGGUUGAAGGAUGCAUCAUCCCAACAUGUGGGCACCAGCACAUACGACCAAGAGGUGUACCGCCUGGCAUAUUUGGAAAGUACUGGUGGUGGCUCACCACAAACCAGUGGCAAUCUUGUUUUCGACCUAAAGAAUCUGAGGUUGCUUGAUACUCGUCAUCAAUUUGUGACAAAAGGUUCCACCAAAGGACCAAAGCAAGCGGUAUCUGCCAAGGACCCAGCCACAAAGGGUGCUACUGGAUCAGCUGCAUCAGGGGAACAGUAUGAUUCAAGAGAAGAUGAGGGCAAGAUUUACAUGAAACAACGCCUGGCCAGUAGGGUUGUGAUUCUGACUGGCAACAUGGAUGCGCUGCUGGAUGCUCUGACAAGACAGGAGAUUGCAACUCCAAGGAACAUUGCGGAACUGUCAACCAUCGAACAUUCAGGAUUAUACUGCCUGACCCCAUCUAGUCACAAAAAGGAAGAUGCCAAUGAAUUGCCGAUUUACAUGAUCCUCUGCUUGCUGCCCGGUGACAGCCAUCUUCAUCAUGCUGACUUGCUAAGGUUGGCACUACGAAAGUCUCUACACGUGGUUGUGUACUACGGGCAGGAGCAUCUCCUCUCCAACCAAGCUUUCUCGCUGCAACACGGCACCCAUGCCGAAGGACAAUCAUCUACAACUGGCUCUGACCCACAGAUGGGCUUGAUAUUCAGGCCACACGGCAUGUUUGAAUGUUUCAACACCCAAGGCGUUGAUGUCCUGACUCUACUAUCGCACGUGCUAAACGAGUUCCCGACAGGCGGUUGGAUGAGCCUUUGUCACCAACCAGUUCGCCUGCACUGUGUUUUGACAGUCAACAUGUAUGUGGAGAGUAAUCUACGCCAACAAUGCCUGAAGUAUGUAAAGGCCCUCUUCAGCAAUGUCUGCUUCGUUGAUCCCUCAGUCUGCAAUGACACGUCUGAUCAAGCGACAACACAGGGUGCCUGGAAAGGAGCAUCGCAGCUGCCACUGCUACACCUCGCAAGCGUGAAAAGAUGGGAGAUGUUUUGCUUGAGAUCCGUCGACAGCGAACACUUGUUUGGAACUGAGGUGCCAAGGGACACGUCCAGCAAGUCUCCAGCUGGCAGGGCUGCACAGUCAAGGUCUAAACCAGAUCCAUUUGUCAAUCCAAUGUCGCUGCAUGACGCUUGGGGCUUGAAUGUUACUGUUCUAAUGCAGUGUGCUGAAGACAUGCAGUCUACUACGGAGCGGAUGCACGUAUCUGGGCAGCAGCAGCAACAUCAACAACUUAGGGACCAAGAAACUACCCAGGAGCUAAAAGGUGGACAGCAACAUCUGGAACAACUGCAGUGGCAGCAGCAGCAACAACAGCACAAGGAGUACGACAAGGAGGAGCAGGAGCAGGAGGAGCAAUUAAGCCACGGAGAACACAGCUAUCAGCAACAGCAGCAACAGCAGCAACAACAGCAAAAGGAGUACGACAAUGAGCACGACAAGCAGGAUGUGCAAUUAAGCCACGAAGAACCAAGCCGUCAGCAACAACCGCAAGGAUAUCAAGAGCAGCCGCAAGCCAUGAAUGAAAACACAGGCACCAAUCAAUCACAAAGGAGUCAACAGCCGUUUGAAGGAGUUUGUCUGAAAACUGUGGAAGAACCAGAUGCUGAAAGCCCCACGUCAUCGGCUGAUAAGGAAAUCCCAGACCCCAUUUCACUUGGGGAUUUGGCACGGAUCACAGAUGCUUGGAAGGGGUCCGUUCACGUCACCACCCUUCUGGCAAAGUAUGAUAACCCAGCGGUGACGCGAUUUCUCUCUCGCUUCUCUGGAUCCCCACUUCUAGUUAUUCCCGAUGCAGAUUCUGCAGACUCUCUCCACGGAAUGUGGCACUUCCAACACGGAACUGGCUUGCUACACAUCUUCCUGCUUCUCAACUUCACAAUGGAUGAAGCUCAGGAGAGAAAGACUGCUGCAGCUCUGGUAUUUGCAGCAGUAGCAUUAUCCAAUGUUUGCCUCAUGCCAUCUGCCAAGCAUGCCACGUGGGUGCAGAACAUGCAGCUGCUGCACUCCAUCCUGCGAAAGGCUGUUCCCGCUGACUGUGGCCUAGUGCCCUACUCUGACAGGAAGAAUAAAGUUGAGCCGGAAAUUCUCUCCGCUUGUCUUCUUAUUGGCGGGGAAAGGAGCAGAGAAGCUGUUGCUGAUAUAAGAGGAUCAAAAGAGCUCCAGGACCUUGCAGGCAACUUCUUCUCCGGUAUUGUUCCGGCAGCUACAAGUGGAUACGAAGCCCAAUCAAUGAAUCUCCUCUCCUAUCCACAGCGUUUCUGCCACAAAUCCUACAAAGAUCCACACCGCUUUGUGACGUGCAUCCAGCUGCUUGCCAGGGCCAUCAAACGGCAUACAGUCAAAACCAUCCACUUUGGUGUCUUCUUGGUGAAUAGGAAUCGAAAAUUCCUCUGGAGGCUUGACCAACUAGCUCGCUUCGGAAAAAUUCCAUCUGAGGAGGAUGAUGAAGGUUACAACUGCCCUGAAGUGAAGAACUUCUGUGAGGAAAGGUGCCUCAUGUUCCACCCUGAAGUGAAGAACUUCUGUGAGGAAAGGUGCCUCAUGUUCCAGCUGGACGCCCUUCCGCAAUUCAAAGACGUUGUCAGUGGAGAGAUUGGUCAGCUUCCUGGAGAUGAUUUCUCCAUGCCAGAGGGUGAUGCUGAGAGUGAAGUGCCUAUUCCGCCUUCAUAUGAGCAGCAAAGGCGCCAAGCCAAGAUGGGUGCAUACGCUAUCAUGCAGACAAAGUGGGCGUUGAGAUAUGAGCAGCAAGGCCAACAAGGAAAUGCAUACAGAGAAGAGUCGUCGUUCUUCCAGAGGGUGGCCGAUCUUGUUGAAGAUGAUCACAAAAGGUCUCUUACCCUCAGAAAGCAGGCCGUUGCGGAGUGGCUGCAAUGUGGCACCAACAAGGAGGAGUCUGUUAGUUCAGCACCGCAAAAAACACAGAUAAAGAAGUACGAGGAUGGUCUCGAGGAAGCGGCAAAAGGCUUGUGCAAGGAGCAGUGCAGUCAUGGCUGUCAUUUUCUGUGCUUGUAUCCAAAGAAGCAUGGUGACAGUGAGCAUGAUUGCUUUACCCACUGGGAUAUGCAUAACCCUACUGGCAAGCAUGCCUGUCGGGCAGAUUGUGAGCUGUGCUUUGAAUACUGCGACCUUCAGCCAGGGCAUGAACAUGACGCCACCAACAAUGAUCCGCGACAUUUGUGUGCAAACAGGAUGACCAUUCAUCUGUGCGUACGACCCUGCAUCUACCAGGGUGCAAGAAACUGCCUGCAGGAAUGCCAUCUAUUCCAAGGCCACCCUGGCGAGUGCUGGUGCCGUACUGAUAAAGACGAACAUCUCUGUGCAACCCCAUGCCAGUUCCAUGAACAGCCGCAGUGUGGGAAGCUGUGCACAGAGAAAUUCCGACAUCUUUCUGGUCAUCAUUUGUGUGCCUGCAAUCAUGUGUGCAUCAAACCAUGCAACAUCCCUGGGGCAUGCUGCAAGCAAGCUGAGCAACCCGACGGAGGCAUGCGCUACCCGGGAACUGUGGAUGGUUGGCGACGCAAGUGCACGACGAAAAUCCCCGCAGGCAGUGCACAGCACGUAGGUGAUAAACACACAUGUGGUCUAGAUUCUUCGGAUCACCUCUGUGGUAAAUCCUGCCCAUGGUGCCUUCAAUGCUGUGACACGAAGAAGUCCAGCAGGCAUGAUGUUUGCAGUACCGGCCAUGGAACAGUUCACCAAGAUCAUGCUGAAAAGUACCAGAUUAAGCUGCUGAGCUCAGAACAGCCAGCUAGUGUGAGCACUCUGGUUGAGUCGCAAACAUCGAUAAGUUGCUCUGAUGUUUGCAAGAAAGCUGGUGAUCGCCAUCGACACAUCUCCAAUGGUAGUGUGGUCCUGCAUUCUGAAUUCUGGAAGUAUCUCCGAGUUGAAGAUCCCUGCACUGAGGAAGAUGGCAUCACCAGCAAAUUCCACCUUUGCCGAGCACAAUGUGAGGUAUGCCAGGAAUCCUAUUGUGAAGAAGAAGUGACCCAAGUGCACCAAGACCGCGACCGCCAUCCAUCAAGUGAAAGAAAGCCACCAUCAAUGAACAAUGGUAUAUUUGAGUAUAUCAGCACAAACAAAUGCAAGAAACCCGGACAUCGCUUCAAGUGCCAGGAAAGGCACAGUUGUAAUGACAAGUGCAAGCACCCUGUACCUCGAAAGGUUUCACUAUUCGUCACGCAAGUCAGUGUUGGCACAACUACUUGUGACCAGAAGUGUUUGCAUGAUCUCGGUCAUGAUAUUGUGGAGGGAAGUAGCUGCAAAUGCGGUGGCCGUCAUGCCUGUGGCAAGCCAUGCAAGGGAAACAAUAACUGCCAGGAGACGGUGUUGUGAGGAUGAGGACAAAGAGCACGAUGUUCAGGACUGCGGGAAGAAGGAAUGCAAAGUUCCAUGUGGUGUGAAACAAUGUAGUCGCAAGAACUGCGGUAACACUAAUCCUGUAAAUCCAUGCAGGGCAGCUUCUGGCCACAGCAAGAGGUGUAGCAUGCAAUAUUGUGGCAAACCAUGCAAGGCCGAAGAACAUUUCCACGAGUUGUCCAGUGAAAUUCCACACAACUGCGGGAACCACAAGUGCAGAAGGCCAUGCACAGGUGCUGGGCAGUGUCCGAAUGGAACACCGGGCAGUUGUCGUUCACCAAUCACCAAACCAUUGGCGGAUGUGCCUCAUGAUGGCAAUUGCGACAUUUCUUGUGACGGAGAACACAGAUGUGAUGUAAUCUGCACUGGUUGUCGCAAGUACGUGUGCGAAAAGCCGUUUGGUCACGGAGGAAAUGAGCACGACUGUGGAGAGAAGCGUUGCUGUCACACAUGUGUUAUCAAGCAAUGUGUUAAUUGUGGAGCAAUCAAAACAAAGCAGGACCCAGCACCAAGGUGCCGAGUGAAAGUCUGGACAAUGUAAUAUGCGAAAAUGUAUAACGGACUGCGCAAGCACUGACCACUUCCACAAACCAAGUGAUGGUGAAUACCACUACUGUGGGACGCAUACCUGUAACAAGAAAUGCACUCUUAACGGCCAGUGUCCUAGAGUAAUGACCAAAGGCAAGAAGGGUACGUGUGGAGAACUCAUGAAAGAACCAUGGACCAAUGACGAACAUGUCUGUCAAUUCUCCUGUGGCGGUGAACAACGAGAACACAAGUGCGGGGGAACAUGCAAAGGUUGUGCUGGUAAAUUUCCAUGCACGAAGCCUGCUACCCCUCAACAUGAACACCAUCACUGUGGAAAUGACCGCUGUGUUGAUCAAUGCCAACUGGAGAAAUGCUCGAUGUGUUCAGCAGGUGCAGUCUUUCCACAACAGCAGUGCAAGGUCUCGGGUAACUGCGUUGGAGGAAUAUGUGAGUCAACAUGCAAAAAGGACCACUUCCAUCGCCGUAAUGGUUUGCACAACUGUGGAGAGCACACUUGCCCCAAGAAGUGUACAUUGCCUGGCUGCCCUACAACAGAUGGCAGUAGGGGUACCUGCACUGAAACGGUUACACAGCGUUCCAUCGGCGGCCAAUGCCAUUCAACACCAUGCAAGUUCUCGUGCGGUGAGGACCCCAAGAAACACACAUGCAGCGAACCUUGCAGCAGGUCCAAGCUAUUCAUUUUCUCAUGCGGUAAACCCUGCGCAGUGCCAUUGCCACAUGACACCCACAAGUGCAAGUCGCAUCGACCAACGUCAGGUGCUUCUCCUACAGUGACUGAUACCAGCGAGGAUGACGUAGAAAUUCUCCAACUUCUGAGCAAAGUGAGGAUGGACGAUUACAGCCAAUCAAUGUCAAAUGAAAGCAUGUACAGAACCAUGGCUUGGAGACUUAUCAACAAAAACGGCAAACCUAAAGCAGGCGAUCAGCUUCGUCUUGAAACAAAAUUGAAGCAGGAAGUAUCCAAGUUGCGUCAGAAAGCCAUGACAAUCUAUGACAAUGUUUGGAAACGACCACGGCAUGCAGAUCAUUUAGAGGCGCACUUGCAAGAGGCAUACUCUGCAUGGCCCGCUUUUGAAACAUAUCACAAGUCAUUCUUCAACGAUCAAGACUUUGGUCCUCGCAAACCAGAUCCGCCACCAUUCCGCGAAGUCGAAAGUAGUGUUGAAAAUGGUGGCAAGAAAAGCAGCGCAUCUGUUAGUGCCCAAGGUGGAGGAGAUGGACAAGGUGGAGACAGUCGAGUUAGCAAUGACAGUGGUGAUGCUGGCGAUCAAACACCAGAUGGUGGCAGUAGUGGAGAAGGCGAUCUGAUGAAGUUCCCCUAGAACUACAGGCUACCCUCAGCCUGGUGUCAUCGACAUGUUCAGCACGUGCAUCACAUCGUCUGCUGGCGAACGCGGAUAUACAUGGUAGAUCACGUAACUGUGGCAAGCAGCUCUGUCUUGCAAAAGGACAUUCAGUUCUGCUGCAGCUUCGUACUCAAUGAGUGGUGCGGACCCUGUCAUCGGCAUGUACAACUAUACGCUACUCAAUUCCCUAAUCCAUGUUUUUUUUUAUUCCUUUAAUUUUCAGUUCUGUUCCAAUUUCAAUAUCAUUCACAGCACUCUCGUUUGUCAUGAAUCUGCUGCUAAAACACUGUACAGUACAGUUUCACAUAUGCAGAUUGAAAAUAGCUAACAAGCUUCCCGCAAGUUCCCAAAUGUCUUGUGCUUUGCCAUUUGAGAAACACACCAGGACGCACGCGGUGUAUGAGCUCAUCCUGUGAUCCAGUUGCUGCGAAUCAUACAGUUACUUGUCCAUUAGAUUCUGUUUAUCUGUUCCCCAUGUUUGUACCGUCAGCGUGCUGCCUUCUCUGUACACUCUUGUUUUCCUGCGUAUCAAAUUUCCAUUUUCUGAACACGACCAUAGUUUUUCU